UACUAAAACAAGAAUUUCCCAAGUUCCAAGCGCUUCUCAAAUAAUAUUUCAUCUUCUUUUUAUUUGUUGUUUUUUUCUACAAAAAUCUUCUAAGGGAUCUCACUAAUUUUAAUUACAAAUUUGUAUAUUAAUUACAAUUGAGAUAAAUGAAAAUGCUUUAAAACCCUGGUGAUUUGGGGGGUACAAGUGGUUUUAUAUGUGAAUUCCAUUAAACCCGAUUCCUUUUCUCUAAUUGAAACCCGCCGCUGUUCAUCAAAUAAAAUUUGUCCAAAAUGGAAUUAGAAGACAAAAAGUGUCGAAUAUGUGGCUUAGCCGACAUGGACAACCAGAAUAUAUUCCAUUCGAAAACUUUGCCGGCAAAAAUAGUUGCUGUUUAUCCAAUUGCUUUGUAUAGAAAGGAUCCACUGCCCAAGCAUAUUUGCAAGAAGUGUAAUUUAUCCGCCCAGGGUAUGUACAAUGAAAUGGAGAGGGCGCUGCGACUUCAAGCCAAGUGGAUAAGUAAUAUACGUUUGGCGCAACCCGAAAACCAAUAUCUUAAAGUCGUGGACAGUAUAGCGGGCGCAAAUAAACAAACCAGUCAGCUUGUCUCAUUAAUCGCCGGCAAUGAAAUUGGUGAACGUACAAUUUCCAAAUUAUUCAACUUUGAAAUCGACCAACAAUCUAUUCCCAAAAAAAUUCCCGCGACAACAACAAAUAACCCAUUAACAGAAUUGGAAAAAACUGAAGAAAAUGAAGAACUUACCGCCGAAAGAAUUGAAGCAGAAUUAUCAGCUGAAUCACAAAAACAACCACCACCACAACCAAGCCUUAGAAAACCUCCAGAGGCUAAAAUAACUCAACUAAAAUCAGUUCUCGAACUAAACGGUUGCACGUUAACUAAACUAAAGCCAACGACGAUCAAAAGUUCUCCUGGCUCACAGACUACAAAAGACGAUGAUCUACCACUGGAAAUGAGUGUUGAUAUAAAAGAAGAGCCUCUUGACGAGGAUUACAGCACUUUGCAUAUAGAACAACCUGAUCCAAUGGGUGAUCAUCCAGUUAAAUGUAGAAUGUGUCCCUAUAGUUUUGAGACAAUUGAAGAGCAGGCUAUUCAUCAAUUGAAUCAUUUAAGUAUUUCCGCAUUGAAACUAUCUGAACGAAGAAUCCUAAACAAAAGAGUACGACGCGGCCGCUUGAUAAUGGUCGAAGAGAAAAAGUGUAUACGUUGUCUAAAUUGUUGGCGAAUAUUCCCAGAUAACAAAGCAAUUCUCCAGCAUUGGUCACAGGGAGAUUGUGAUUUCUUUUGUCAAAUUUGUGGCAAAGAAUUUGCCUCCAGUCCGAAGAUGCUUCGAGAACAUAUUCCGGCUGCGCACGGAAUCAGCUAUAGAUCCUCUAAAAUACUUCGUCCGGCCACUUUAAUUGCCAAAAAAUCCAUUAAAACUGAAAAAUCACCUUCGAAAUUGCCAAAAUUGGCAGCAAAAGUUGAUACAUCACCACAAAAAAUUAGGAUGUCGCCAAGCAAGAGCAAAUCUGGAAAACCUCCUCCCAAUGGAUCACUUACUGUAAAAGUGGCUUGUAGUAUUUGUAUGAAAGUAUUUGCUAACUUUAAAGCUCGCAACUCGCACAUGCGCGCCCACAAACACCCACCGUUCUUACCAGCUCAACCGCCGCCGUCAUUGGAUGAAACGCUAAAAGCACUCAAUCGUACUGAUAUGUUGCAGAUCAAAGAUGAACCUCUGGACUUUGAUGAUGUACCAUUUCAAGGCGUUAACACCCAGCCGGUAGCCAUCCCUUCAACAAGUAGAGCAGGUCCUGCAUUUACUAAGAAAACCCCAACAGCAAAACAUCCACGCUUAAAAGUCAUUCCAACUCGAACAUCUCCCGGAGUACGGAAGAAAACUACUCCAAAUCCCAGCCCUGUUAUCGUAAAAAGUGAACCAGAAUUCUUGACUUCAGAGACUCUUAUAAUAAAAUCUGUCGUCGACCUACAGGAUCCGUGUGUGUCUUCUCAAUUGCCCGAGGAUUCUGAUAAAUUAAUCUUUGGCGAACCAACAACAUUGACGCUGAUAACAACACCAACUGCACCCAUGCUACCGAGUCCUUCUUCCAAUGGCGCAUCGUCAAUCAAUGGACUGAGUUUUGAUUUUGGCGUCACCCCAAAGGAUAACAUGAACUAUGGUCAGAUCUUCACAUGCCAUCCGUGCGGCUUGAAAUUCAACUCGAAAUUAGAACUUUUUAGACACAAAAGAAAAUGUGCCGCUAACAAUAUGUUUCCAUGUCAGUUCUGCGAGAAGCAUUUCAUAACUAGUGCAGAUCUGCAAAUGCAUAUAAUGUUGAUGCAUAAAAGUAGUGGUACUCAGUAGCGUUUUGUUUUGAUGUUUUUUUUUUUUAUUAAAAACUAAUUUGCAUUUUUGUUACCCAACAUUUUUAAUUAAGUAAAAUUUAUGACUAGAGUAUUUUGGUAGGAUUAUUAACAUAAACAUUUUAAACUAAGAGCAAUAUUGAAUUUAGCCUAAAGUGUACAUAAAUAAAUUCUUAU
This is a messenger RNA of Episyrphus balteatus (marmalade hoverfly), 2518 nucleotides long. RefSeq lists its product as uncharacterized. The transcript is spliced from 3 exons. Gene Ontology annotation, cellular component: nucleus. Gene Ontology annotation, biological process: regulation of transcription by RNA polymerase II. NCBI's taxonomy places the organism in Eukaryota, Metazoa, Arthropoda, Insecta, Diptera, Syrphidae. The record is from RefSeq and is a predicted model, not a curated record. Gene Ontology annotation, molecular function: zinc ion binding; RNA polymerase II transcription regulatory region sequence-specific DNA binding; DNA-binding transcription factor activity, RNA polymerase II-specific. The coding region runs from base 273 to 2342 and encodes 689 amino acids.